This is a messenger RNA of Homarus americanus (American lobster), 936 nucleotides long. Its product is annotated as vegetative cell wall protein gp1-like. Bases 1 to 936 code for a protein of 311 amino acids. The record is from RefSeq and is a predicted model, not a curated record. Lineage: Eukaryota; Metazoa; Arthropoda; Malacostraca; Decapoda; Nephropidae. The transcript is spliced from 2 exons.
AUGGUCACAUCAUCAUCCUCUCAAUCGACGACAAAUGAGAGUUCAUUCAUAUGCCACUUAGUGCGUCAUUCAGCCUCCAGCCCCAGCCCUCACAGCCCCUGCCCUCCAACCCUCACAGCCCUGCCCUCCAGCCCUCACAGCCCCUGCCCACCAGCCCUCACAGCCCCUGCCCUCCAACCUCACAGCCCCUGCCCUCCAGCCCUCACAGCCCCUGCCCUCCAACCUUCACAGCCCCUGCCCUCACAGCCCCUGCCCUCCAGCCCUCCACAGCCCCUGCCCUCCAACCUCACAGCCCCUGCCCUCACAGCCUGCCCUCCAGCCCUCACAGCCCCUGCCCUCCAACCUUCCGCCCCUGCCCUCCACAGCCCCUGCCCUCCAGCCCUCACAGCCCCUGCCCUCCAACCUUCACAGCCCCUGCCUCCAGCCCCUGCCCUCCAACCUCCCACAGCCCUGCCCUCACAGCCUGCCCUCCAGCCCUACAGCCCCUGCCCUCCAGCCCUCAGCCCCUGCCCUCCAACCUCACAGCCCCUGCCCUCACAGCCCCUGCCCUCCAGCCCUCACAGCCCCUGCCCUCCAACCUUCUGGCCCACCCUCUCACAGCCUGCCCUCCAACCCUCAGACCCCUGCCCUCAGACCCCUGCCCUCCAGCCCUCACAGCCCCUGCCCUCACAGCCCCUGCCCUCCAGCCCUCCUCGACCCGCCUUUGUGGUGAGCAGAGAAGAGACAGAUAUACACAAUCAGCGAGACAGCUUCCUCUGCUCACUUGGGUACACAUGCACCCAAGAGCAACCUGGCACACAUGCACCUGCUAAGAGCACUGGCACAUGCACCCAAGAGCGCCUGGCACACAUGCACUCCAAGAGCACUUCUUCUGCACAUCGCACUCCAAGAGCACUUUCGGGUACACAUGCACCCAAGAGCAUUUCUGGUACAUGA